CAUUCUCUGGAUUCAUCACCGUCAUCUAACGCUCAGUCUUGUCCAGACGGGGGCGCAGAUGUGCGCCAAACUUCCACAGAAACUUUCCUCCGCUCGUCCUUGUAGCGCAGAAUGUCAGGGGGGCUUUUUACCCACGACCACCAGUGUGUAAAGUCGGCGGGACUGUUCCUGAAGUCAUGCUGAGCGUCCUGGCGAGAGCGGCGUCCAGGCUGGGUGUAGGGGUGCCCUCUCACCUGGUGAGGCCGGUGGUGGGACUGCAGCUGUCCAUUCGCUCCACUGCACAUCAGGAGGGUCUGCCCAAACUCCCUGUCCCGCCACUUAAACAGACGUGCGAGCGCUACCUGGCCAUGCUGGAGCCGCUGGUCACUGAGGAAGAGCUGGAGCACACGCGUGCGCUUGUGGCCGAGUUCCUCCGGUGUGGUGGGGUGGGAGAAAGGCUGCAGAGGGGACUGGAGAGGAGAGCCCGCAAAACUGAGAACUGGCUCUCCGAGUGGUGGAUGCAGUCGGCCUACCUGGACUCUCGUAUGCCGGUUGCUGUAUACACAAGCCCUGGGGUGGUCUUACCCCAAAUGCACUUUCAAGACCGCCAGGGACAAAUGAGGUUUGCUGCCAAAUUGAUCGCUGGGGUUUUGGACUUCAAACAAAUGAUUGACAAUGAAACACUGCCUGUUGAGUACCUUGGAGGAAAGCCUUUAUGUAUGGACCAGUAUUAUCAGGUGCUGACAUCAUGUCGGAUACCAGGACCCAAGAAAGACACUAUGGUGAACUACGGCACUGGAAAGAUGCCUUCAACACACAUCACUGUGGUUCACAAUUUUCAGUUUUUUGUCCUGGAUGUAUACAACAGUGAUGGGACCCCACUGACAGUGGACCAGAUAUAUAUGCAGCUGGAGAAGAUCUGGAACUCUUCUUUACAGACCAAUAAAGAGCCUAUUGGCAUCCUCACUUCCAACCACCGCAACACUUGGGGCAAGGCCUAUAACAACCUUAUCAAAGACAAGACGAAUAAGGAGUCUGUGCGGGCCAUCCAGAAGAGCAUCUUCUUAGUGUGUCUGGAUGCCCCAAUGCCACGAGUGUCAGAGGACAUUUACUACAGCAAAGUAGCUGCCCAGAUGCUGCAUGGUGGAGGAAGCCGCUGGAACAGUGGGAACCGGUGGUUUGAUAAAACACUGCAGUUUAUAGUAGGGGAGGAUGGAUCGUGUGGACUGACCUAUGAGCACGCCCCAGCAGAGGGACCCCCCAUCGUGUUCCUAGUGGACCAUGUGGUGGAGUAUAUGAAGAGAACAGAGAUGGUACGAGCUCCCAUGAUCCCACUACCCAUGCCUCAGAAACUGCGCUUCAACAUAACACCUGAAAUCAAGAAGGACAUCGAGAAAGCCAAGCAAAACCUGAACAUAAUGGUUCAUGACCUGGAUGUUAGAGUGCUCAACUUCUCUCACUACGGGAGGAAAUGCCUGAAGUCGUUUAAAACCAGUCCAGAUGCCUUCAUCCAAAUGGCUCUUCAGCUGGCCUACUACAGGAUGUAUAAGAUGUGCUGCCCUACAUAUGAGAGCGCCUCCCUACGCAUGUUUAAGCUGGGCAGAACAGAGGCCAUCCGCACAACCUCCACAGAGUCUGUGAAAUUCGUACAAGCUAUGGACGACCAGUCCAAACAGAACUCUGAGAAGAUGGCACUUUUGGAGAAUGCCGUCAAAGCCCAUCGAACUUACACACACACGGCCAUCCAUGGGCAAGCUAUAGACAGGCAUCUGCUGGGCCUGAAGAUGCAAGGCAUUGAGGAUCUUACUUCUCUCCCUGAAAUCUUCAUGGAUACUUCCUACGCUGUGGCCAUGCAUUUCAACCUCUUCACCAGCCAGGUUGGAUCGAAGACGGAUUGUGUUAUGUGUAUUGGGCCGAUGGUCCCAGACGGUUAUGGGGUCUGCUACAACCCAAUGGACGACCACAUCAAUUUUGCUGUGACAGCCUUCAAUAGCUGUGAGGACACCAACGCCACCAAACUAUCUCGGUGCCUUGAGGAUGCAUUGCUUGACAUGAAUUCUCUUCUGGAGCAGACGGCCAAGCCUGCAGAGUGAGGCUUGGUACUGGUGAAAGGAACAGGCCGACAAGCCCUGAGUAAAAGUCAGUGAUAUCUGCUGUACCUGUGUGGUGCCAACUGGCACAAUGUGAACGCACAACAACUGUUUUCUCUCCCUUAUUUCUUUGAGCAACUUGCCACUAUUGAAAUGUUUGUCCCACAACAUUUUCAGUAAGUAUCAUUAGAGCUGCUGGAAAAAUCACCACCAUAACACUGCAGAACAAUGCAAGAUGCUCCUUCAAUACUUUUUUGUUGGUUGUUUGGUUACUUAACGUUUCUGUUUACUGCUGUUUUGAAGGUUUUCUGUAGAUGUACACAAAGUCUUCUGAUUCCAUAUCACUGUUUUUCUCUUCCUAUUAUUUAAUCUUCUUAAAAGGACUGCUGUAUAUCUAUUACUACAUAUUUAUUGUGAUAAAUAUACAUUUGAACACUACACAUAA
Molecule: messenger RNA, 2514 nt
Organism: Pygocentrus nattereri (red-bellied piranha)
Lineage: Eukaryota; Metazoa; Chordata; Actinopteri; Characiformes; Serrasalmidae
Exons: 14
Coding region: 177-2072 (631 amino acids)
Biological process (GO): carnitine metabolic process, CoA-linked
Cellular component (GO): peroxisome
Molecular function (GO): carnitine O-acetyltransferase activity
Source: RefSeq, a predicted model, not a curated record